Molecule: messenger RNA, 2840 nt
Organism: Manihot esculenta (cassava)
Lineage: Eukaryota; Viridiplantae; Streptophyta; Magnoliopsida; Malpighiales; Euphorbiaceae
Product: 3-oxoacyl-[acyl-carrier-protein] synthase II, chloroplastic
Exons: 14
Coding region: 342-2102 (586 amino acids)
Biological process (GO): fatty acid biosynthetic process
Cellular component (GO): chloroplast stroma
Molecular function (GO): 3-oxoacyl-[acyl-carrier-protein] synthase activity
Source: RefSeq, a predicted model, not a curated record
UCCCUCGCAUAUUUAUUCCGUUGCAUUUUCGUUUUUUCCAUCAAAAGAUUUUUGUUGGCUAUUACACUAUUCACAUGGCUAAUCGCUAAAAGCCUAAACCGAGCGCUUGGCUCUCUGCUUCGCUUCGCUGUACGUCUCAGAACUUGCCCAAAACUUGUCAUCUAGAAACGGCACUUGAACACUGGACUUAAGUCUGAGAUCGAAUGUGACCCCCUCGCUUUGCUCUCUCUGUACCUUGAUCUUCUCUGAUUCUUCAUUUCUGCAUUGACACUUGUUUCUUCUUCUUCUUCUUCCGAAUAUUUUGGUGUUUUCCUUGGAGUUUUAAGUCUGUAUAGCGAGAGAUGAUGGGGUCAGCUUCGUUCUCGUCUCCGCUCUGCACGUGGCUGGUGGCGGCUUGCAUGUCGUUUACGUGCGAUAAGGAUAACUGGACCAGUUCCCACGCGUUUCCUUCAUCGCCACCGGGCAAUGGACUCAGCCGCUCUACUCGCAGACGAAGAGCUCUUCUCUCCAAAUAUAACAACUGCAGUUCUGCUGCUGCUACUUGCUCUGAAUUUCCGCCCAAAUGUUUGUCCUCUGUCUUCUGUGGAUCUGGCUUUCAAGGAUUGAUGACUUCUUGCUUGGCUCUGGAGCCCUGUGGUCACUACUACAGCUCCAAUGGCCUUUUUCGAUCCAGAAAUUUCAAUCGCAAGCACCGAAGACUCAAUCGGCUUCAUCAUUCCGGGGAAGUCGUGGCAGUAGCUAUGAAAUCCGAAAAGGAAGUUACAACAAAGGAAAAACCUGUUAGGAAGCAAAGGCGAGUGGUUGUGACAGGUAUGGGUGUUGUGACACCCCUUGGUCAUGAUCCUGAUGUCUUCUACAAUAAUUUGCUAGGAGGAGUAAGUGGCAUAACUCAGAUAGAGGCUUUUGACUGUGCCCAAUUUCCAACGAGAAUAGCUGGAGAGAUCAAGUCUUUCUCAACUGAUGGAUGGAUUGCACCAAAACUGUCCAAGAGAAUGGACAAAUUCAUGCUUUACAUGCUUACUGCUGGCAAAAAAGCCUUGGCCGAUGGUGGCAUCACUGAAGAUAUAAUGGAUGAAUUGGAUAAAACCAAAUGUGGAGUUGUGAUUGGCUCUGCAAUGGGUGGCAUGAAGGUUUUGAACGACGGAAUUGAAGCACUAAGGAUCUCAUACAAGAAGAUGAAUCCUUUCUGUGUACCUUUUGCAACUACAAAUAUGGGUUCUGCGAUGCUUGCAAUGGACCUGGGUUGGAUGGGACCAAACUAUUCAAUUUCUACUGCUUGUGCUACCAGCAAUUUUUGUAUACUGAAUGCAGCAAACCACAUCAUUAGAGGCGAGGCUAACAUCAUGCUUUGUGGUGGCUCGGAUGCAGCAAUCAUACCUAUUGGCUUGGGAGGCUUUGUAGCUUGCAGAGCACUUUCUCAGAGGAAUGAUGAUCCAAUGAAAGCUUCACGACCUUGGGAUAUGAAUCGGGAUGGAUUUGUGAUGGGGGAAGGAGCUGGUGUUCUACUUUUAGAGGAACUAGAACAUGCUAAGAAAAGAGGUGCAAAUAUCUAUGUGGAAUUUCUUGGAGGAAGCUUUACCUGUGAUGCCUAUCACAUGACUGAACCACAUCCUGAUGGAGUUGGUGUCAGUCUCUGUAUAGAGAAGGCAUUAAUCCAAUCUGGGGUAUCUAAGGAGGAUGUGAAUUACAUAAAUGCACAUGCUACGUCCACCCCAGCUGGUGACCUUAAAGAGUAUGAAGCCCUCAUGCGUUGUUUUGGUCAAAAGCCUGAUUUGAGAGUGAACUCCACAAAAUCCAUGACUGGCCAUCUACUGGGAGCAGCUGGUGCUGUGGAAGCUAUUGCAGCAAUACAGGCAAUAAGGACAGGGUGGAUUCAUCCAAACAUCAAUCUGGAAAAUCCAGAUCAAGGCGUGGUAUUUUUCCUCCUAUGCUUUUCUGAAUUAUGUUUCUAUGAUUCCUUAUGGACACAAAAGUUCUGGUUGGUCCAAAGAAAGAGAGAUUGGACAUCAAGGUUGCAUUGUCCAACUCAUUUGGGUUUGGUGGCCAAAACUCAUCGAUACUUUUUGCACCAUACAAGUGAUACAAGGCUAACUCAACCCUGAUGUACUAAUGUGAAAAGACCAUUGUGUUGAUAAUCGACCCAUUCUCUGCAAAACCUGAAAAGCUAAUAUGUGCAUGAAAUAGCAAGGUGUGAGUGGAUGCCCUUUAGUAUUAACUCCAUGGAUCGUCUACAGUUUCAGUGAAAGCCACUACAACUAGGAGUCUCUAGUGUUCUAUUAAAUCAAUGGGAUGAACUUGACAUAGAAAUGCAACUUGUUGCACAGAUAGUCAGGAGAGGAACGAGUUGAGAGGGCUCUGUGGAUUGGGAAAGAAGAAUAUUCAGAGUAAUCAGAGUCAACAAAGUGGGAAAGACACUAGCUUUUACUGUUCUCAGAAUUCCCCUCUCGUUAGUAGGGCUUUGUUCAACUAGUGAACCACUGAAUCACCAGUAGUAGGUACUAGGUAGCUGUAUUGCUAAUCAGCCUUGUUUUAUUUUUCUUACUUGUACAAGUAGAGUGGCUGAUCGUGUUUAGUAGCAAUUUUAACCAAUUUUGAGCUGGAUGUUGGCUAGGUAAUACUAAUAUAAUUGUGAUGUAUAAUUUUUCUUUAUCUUUAUCAUGAUAAAUGAGCAUGUACAAGGUUGGGUUGUCGGAAAGGACUUAAGGGCACGAAUUUCUCCAUUAUCCUCCUAGUCCGUACAACUUUCAGUUCACUGUUUCUAUGGAAUUACUGGUUAAGAAAAUAAAGCAUGUUACGGUGAAACAGCCAACUACUAGUGGCAGGAUGUUUUUCUUUUAUAA